Molecule: messenger RNA, 2527 nt
Organism: Eurytemora carolleeae
Lineage: Eukaryota; Metazoa; Arthropoda; Copepoda; Calanoida; Temoridae
Exons: 12
Coding region: 97-1833 (578 amino acids)
Source: RefSeq, a predicted model, not a curated record
CAGAUGAAAUCAAUGUCUUCCAAGGGUCUAAAACAGCUAAAAUCUAGUAACAAGCAGCACAUUCAAUAAACACCAUGUCCCAUAAAGAAACUGACAAUGCGACGCUACGAUUAUAUGGCCCUGCAUAGGGACUUUGUUGACCCUGUAGAUGUUGAUCAUGUUCACUCAGGACCAAACUCUAUUGCCUCCACUGUAUCCUCUGCCUCAGAUUCUCAGGAUGAGUUUAAGGCUAAAUAUGAACGUCUCCAGGAAGCAUACAAAAGAUUACAAAGAAACAAUAUAUCACUAGAGGAGAAGUUGUUAAAUGUCGGGGAGAAGUUCAGCGCGGACAAGAACCUGAUUUCUAGAGAUCUAGCAACACAAACACAGAAGGUUGUAGAAGCUAAGUUUACGAUUCAGCAGUUGAACAAGGAGAAUACGCAGCUUAAAUCUGAUCUUAAGAUUGCAUUGACGUUGCUGCAGAAUAAACCGAAUACUUUUAUAAACCAGAAACUAGGCUCUCUACCCUCAGAUUUACAGUGCCGGGUUCGAGAAUAUUCUCGAGAUAAGGACCGUGAGAGGGUUCAAAGGAACGGAGGCCAGAGGAUCAGUGUUCAAAUACCUCAUAGUAGCUACGGAGCUCAAGAGGAAGAUGAUGAAGCUGUUUCUGCAGCAAUCCUUGCUAAGGUUUUGGAGCAGAGAGAACGCGAAAGGAGUAAAGAUAAGAAGUUCUGCAUUGAUAUUGGAACACAGACUCACGAAUGGAUAUUCCCCGACGCCUUGUCUACUGUCGAGGUUUCACGUAGAAAUCCAGACAAACCUGAGCACGAGGGACGAUCUGGGGCUGAGGAGGGACGAGUAGGGGAUGAGUGUGGACGAUUUGGGGGUGACGAAGGUCGCCAGUAUAUCGAAAAGUGCGGGGAAUCUGACGAGUCCGGGGAUAGCAGAGAUGGAACCAAAACAAGUUCUUCCAAAAGUCAGAGCUGGGAGUCAGACUUCGACUCUGAGAGUAGUGAGAUAAGGAGAUUAAACCAGAACUUAAACCAGAACCAUGUUAGUAAUAUACUACUCGCCUCAGCAAGGACGGAGACUAAAGAAGGUAUAGAGACUAGAGGAGGAAUGGAACAGGAGGAGAGGAGACCCAGGGAGAAAGAACAAAUAAUAAAUACUACCGUGGGAACUGUAAAUCAACAAAUAAAAAAUCGAGAAUCACAAUUAAGAUUAUCUGGUGAAACCGGUUUGUCUGACGAGAACUCGGAAAUAUAUCUGGCAAAUGUUUCUCCCUCUCCCAGAAGAACGUAUAUACUCUCUUCAGGAUCCAGCAGACAGUCAAAUUAUCCACGAUAUUCUGGAGAACAAGAAGGUUCUUCACAAAUAGAUGUUAGAGAGCCAAGGGAUAAUAGCGAACUGAGAGACCGUGCUCCUGUCCAAAUUGGCGGAAUUCAGAAAAUACGUAAGUCUGACACUCCGGAGACCGGUAUUUCUGGUUUACACAAUAGAAUCCAGGAACCCCUUAUUUCUGGCGGAAUAUCUGAACAUGGUUUCCAGGGUCGGGGCGGAGAGGAGUUAGAGAAGAUUAGAAGAUCGCACACUUUGGACCAUCUCUCCUUAGGAGAAAAUUACAAAGCACAAUCUCAGGCUGGUCCGCUACCACCCAGUAAUCCGGGCUCUCUUCUUAGUCUACCAACUUCCGCCUCCGGGGCGGAUAAUAUCAUUUCAUAUUUAGCCGGGUCCAUAUCCGGCUCCGCCACGGGUAGCAGGGCGGGAAGUAUUGGACAUCAAUCCAUUAAUCAAACUAAGUUUGGAACCAUGUCCCGGUCUGUGUCUUAUAGCUCCAAGCAAACUGACCUGUAAGUCUAAGCUGCUAGAACAGUAUUAGAUGAAACAUAUGUAAUGUAUGCAUUAUGCAAAUAACGAUCUGCUUAUUUAUCACCUAAUGGCCAAAUCUGCAACAAACGAACUUAUGUUAUUUUGUUAUCUUAUUUUUUAUUAUGCUGUUAUUCUUCCAAGCUUGUAAAUGUUAUUUGUUAGAGGUUACAUGUAGAUCUGUGUCUCAUUUAAAAUAGCACUAUAUAUGAUAUAUACAUCCGAUGCAAAGCAAAAAAAUUUAAUUGACUUAAUAGAAUUGAAAAGCUAAAAUAAAAACGAGAUUGCCAAAACUUAAAAUUAUUUUUAAAAGAAAAAAUUCGGAAUUAAUCUUUUAUUAUCUUAUUUUUCGCGACCAAAGAUGUUGUAUUGCAACUGUGCUAGUCAUUAGAAUGAAUGUAGAAUAUGUAUUUUGUACGCAGCUUAUUUUUGUUAGAAAUCAGUAUUAUUAACUCUUAACAUACGAUCUCAUCAUGUUCAAUAGUCUAGUCAUUUUCAGUGUUAAAUAUUACAUUUUAGCAUACUUUUGAAGUAUAUUUAUAAUACAAUUAACAUUAAUAUAUAAAAUAUAUAUUUAUGUACGUCGUGUAUGAAAGGCUAAAAGUUGUUCAAUACUUAUUUAUUUAUAAAUUUGUAGAAAACAUGUGCCUUUUAUGUAUUUAAAUCUUAAAUAACACUCUAA